AUGGCCAGCCAAGAUGCGAUGGAGGAGAUCCUCUGGCGGUCUCCCCCGCACGUACAGAUGAUGGGGGGUUUCCUGCACUCCAACAACAUUCUCUUCUAUUUUGCCGAAUCCCCUUUCUUUGACCCCACCUCGAACAACGCCUCGCUCGCCAUCCAAGCCAACUACAACGAGGCCUUCCGCCACUUUGUCGAGACGCGCGAAGCUUUCGAAGCCCGCCUGAAGACCAUGCAAGGCCUGGAAUUCAUUGUCGCCUACGACCCCUUACAAGCUGCGGCACAGUCUGACACCCGCUUCGCGCACGAGCCGUCCAACGUCUGGGUGAUUCGGAAGCAGAACCGACGGAAGCGCACCGGGAUGGACGACGAGGUGAGCGUAAUCUCGACCUACUUCGUCGUCGGCGACUGCAUCUACAUGGCACCGUCGGUCGCCAGCGUCGUGGGAAACCGAAUUCUAUCGGCCGUUACAUCCUUAAACCGACUGAUGAAAACCGCAUCGACUCUGCCCUCCUUUACACCGUCCUACGGACACACAUACAUGCCACCGAUGGCCCGCGCAACGGAGUCUGGCCCCCAGGCAUCUCAACAAAGCAAAGAAAAUACCCCCAUGCCCGACGUUCCACCUCCCACCACUGCCGACACACAAACAUCCAAUAAAACAGGACUAGGCAUCUCCAACGCCACCACAAGCUCCAGCUUCCAGGAUACCCGAAGCUUAGGCGAGGCAUUCAACCUGUUCACGCAGUAUGGAGACGAAUUCAUGGACGAGAAUCCACUUGUGGGCGAGCCAGGCUCAUUCAUCAUGUCACGCGCCGGCGAGAAUGAUCGUGUGACCGGUGCAGCUCAGCCUGCAUCCAGAGCGGGCCUAGGUGCCUCGACUAAUACACCUGGACCCGCUGGACAUGCGUCUACACCGCAGGUUAGGGUGGACACACCGGGGAAAGCGUCUGACAAGAGCAAUUCGCCGCCGAGCUCGGGUGAGAAUAAGGGGAAGCGGAAGAAGAAUCGGAUUGCAAGCUAA
This is a messenger RNA of Penicillium cinerascens, 1017 nucleotides long. RefSeq names its product mediator complex subunit MED6 (gene med6). Gene Ontology annotation, biological process: regulation of transcription by RNA polymerase II. Gene Ontology annotation, molecular function: transcription coactivator activity. The transcript is spliced from 3 exons. The record is from RefSeq and is a predicted model, not a curated record. Gene Ontology annotation, cellular component: mediator complex; core mediator complex. Lineage: Eukaryota; Fungi; Ascomycota; Eurotiomycetes; Eurotiales; Aspergillaceae. The coding region runs from base 1 to 1017 and encodes 338 amino acids.